Molecule: messenger RNA, 860 nt
Organism: Rhodamnia argentea
Lineage: Eukaryota; Viridiplantae; Streptophyta; Magnoliopsida; Myrtales; Myrtaceae
Exons: 1
Coding region: 75-752 (225 amino acids)
Source: RefSeq, a predicted model, not a curated record
CCAACGUUGGAAGGCAAUGUUCUUGCGCAUAACGCGAACCAGAAGUACUAGAAAACAACUGUCUGACCUGAACUAUGUCGACCCAAAUGCUCUUCCUCGUUACCCUGGUCGUCCUCUCAUCUUCCAUGCGAUCCCAUGCGGUGGAGUACACCGUGACGAACAACGCGGGCAACACUACCGGCAGCAUCCGUUUCACUAAUGAGAUCGGGAUCCCGUACAGCAAGCAGACGCUGACCGAUUCCACCGGUUUCAUUUGGAGGACCUUCCAACAGAACAGUCCCGCGGACCAAAAGGCCGUCGCCCAAGUGAGCUUGUUCAUCGACAACAUGGACGGCGUGGCAUACACGAGUGGUGACAAGAUCCAUGUCAGCGCCACAUACCUCGGGCACUUCUCGGGGGACGUGAAGAGGGAGUUCACGGGGGUCCUGUACCACGAGAUGACGCACGUGUGGCAAUGGAACGGGGCCGGGCAAGCCCCUGGCGGGCUCAUUGAGGGGAUUGCCGAUUUCGUGAGGCUCCGGUCAGGGUACGUGCCUGGCCACUGGGUGAAGCCAGGCCAGGGCGAUAGGUGGGACCAUGGUUACGACGUCACGGCGCGGUUUCUCGACUACUGCAAUGGCCUCAGGAACGGGUUCGUGGCCGAGCUGAACAAGAAGAUGAGGACUGGUUAUAGCGAUAACUACUUCGUCGACCUGCUAGGCAAGGGCGUUGACCAGCUCUGGAAGGACUACAAGGCUAAGUACGCCACCUGACUGGAGUCCAUCCCCGUUCUACAGAUGUAUGUGCUUGACAAAAAGCAUGGUUAAACUGCGUUAUGAAAUAAAACGUAUAAAAAUCAAAUUUGGAUUAUUUGCGGCUUA